CUACCCGCUCGUUCUAUUUCUAUGAGAAACCAAGAGGGAAAAGGGACAGUAUGAAGUAAACAGAUGUUCUGUGUCUGGAUAUCAUUCAAAAUAUUUCACAAUCAACAACCGUCUAAAUGUUUUUACGCAGCCUGUCAUUUCGCCAAUUUACUGCGUUUCGGUCGAUGCGGAGGCGUUUUCGAUGAAUCUCUGCUGCAUUACAGUAUGUGCAGGAGGCCUACAACUUAACAGUGGGUUGCAUGUUUAGGGGCCUCAAACAGGAAGGACACCAUGAACCUGAAUGAGAAGAAGCCCAACAAGUGGUGGACAGAACCGGACACGUUUGCCAUGCUGGCCCUCAUAGAGCAGAUGGGUCUGGUCCACGAGCUGGACAAGAAGCGUCAGCGCAACGAAUCCCUCUUCCGACGCCUCCGUUUGAGUCUGGCAAAGCGGGGCAUCCACUUCACCGUCACCCAGAUCCGUAACCGCUGGAAGAGCCUUAAACAUAAGUACCGUAAGAUCAAACUGGCCAGCUACCGAAGUCCAGCCGCACGCCUCUCUGCCGUCGAGUCUUUCCGCUACUUCCAUAUGCUGGAUCACAUGUUGGUGCGCAGACCAAAGACGGGAAGCAGGGAGGACAACCUCACAGAUGGUCACGACCUUCUCGGACGGUCACUCGCAGACCUGGAUGACCACACAGACAGUCCUUGGCCUGAAGGCGUAAUCCCUGAAGGCAUAAUCCCGAACUGUGAUCCUGAAAGCAUGUCUAAACUUGAACCUGAUGUUGAUGAGAGCCUGAAUCCAGAUGUCAUGGCUGGUUCUGAGCCUCCAAGCUGGGCUGUAGGACCAGAUGAAGUUAUGACCCUGGGCUUGUCAGGAGAAUACCUCUAUGCAGUGAAGACCGAACCACCAUCCCUGUGCACUCCCAACAGUACAGAAAGUACAAGAGACGCCGCCGACUGCGGCCACGACGAUUUCCCAGGAACUUCUGAGGAGACCAGCAGCCUCAUCCUCCAGCAGCUCACCAUCCUGAACCACCGGCUUGGAGAACAGCUGGCCGAGCAGAGAGCCUUCCACUGCAGCAUGCUGGGAAUGAUGGACCGCCAGAUCCAGGUCCUGGAGCAGCUCUCCAAUUUCACCAGGAACCACCAACCCAAGCUCGAAUCCUCAGAGACGGACUCCUUAGUUAGUCUGAACAUGCAUGAAGCUCAAACGCAGACUCUUGAGCCAUGUCCCAUGUUCCUCAUGCCCAAAAUCGAACCAACAGCUUGUCCUUGGAAGGUCUCUCUCGUGGAAGUCCACAAAAGGUCACCUUCUCAAUCGGGCAGUAACACUGAGACUUCUCAAACCCCGGAGGGGUGCAAAGAAAGCACUUCUAGCCCACCUUGUUUAGAGAUUUCAUCCUCAACCAAGAAUGCUGUUGUGCAGAAUGGAUUGUGUAAGCACGAUUGAGUGAUGUUCAUUUAUUGGGACGUUAUGUAUUCGGUAGGAACAACACCACCAUAAGUCUUUUGUCCUGUAGAUGUUUCAGGAUGUUGCUUGUCUGAUGCAAUAUCUGAAACAUCAACAUGUGCAUUUUCUUUUUCAGUUUCAUAGGAAAGUAUUAUAUUCAGUGCUCUGAUGUUUUAAUCAGUAACACUUCGGAGAAAUAGAACAAUAGACUUAUUGCUAUUAUUUAUUUACUUUGGUUUGUUUGCGAACUAACACUCAAUGUGAAUCUUAGAUGGUAAGUAACUUUUGAAAUUGCAGUUCGGACCAAGGUAGCUUUAUGUCUGUAAUCAUCUUGCAGUAUCCUAGAAAAAAAAGGCCAUUGGUAAGCUUAAAGAUGUGCAAAAGUAUGAAUUUCUUCCAAUUAUGUUUGGAACACACUUACUGAUUUUAACAAAAGAGUGUAUGUUAUGUCUAAUGUCAACUCAUAUGUGGUUUAGUAUGAACUUAUAAGUCUGUUAAUUUCAAUUACUGCUUGCCUCUUAUUAUAAAGUAAUAUUUCACUGAAAUGUGUCAUGAUAUUUUUCACAUGCAAAAUAAAUCAGGUUUGGAUUA
Rhinichthys klamathensis goyatoka is the source of this 2022-nucleotide messenger RNA. RefSeq lists its product as uncharacterized. Lineage: Eukaryota; Metazoa; Chordata; Actinopteri; Cypriniformes; Leuciscidae. The transcript is spliced from 4 exons. The coding region runs from base 271 to 1431 and encodes 386 amino acids. The record is from RefSeq and is a predicted model, not a curated record.